CGCUUCUUCCCACCCUCAGUCUUUCUCGUCCCUCCGGAAACCGUAGACUACAAAUCCCGGGAGGCCUCUGCCCUCAGCUCCGACUGCACGUGCGCACACUGCUGUCCGCCGGAAGGACAGAUUUUUGGCUGUGUUUACCUCGUUGGGUACCAAGUCGGUUGGCACGCAACGGGUUCUAGGCUGCAGGCUGCGCGAGGACCCGCAGCCCCGCCCCGGCCCGGCCUGGCAGGAAGCAGAGGCAGCAGGCCGUGCCGGGGGGGCAUGUUGCUGUAACCAGUGACCCAGGGGAUGUUACGGUGGACAGUGCACCUGGAGGGCGGGCCCCGCAGGGUGAACCAUGCUGCAGUUGCUGUUGGGCAUCGGGUCUACUCCUUCGGGGGUUACUGUUCUGGUGAAGACUAUGAGACGCUGAGACAGAUUGAUGUGCACAUUUUCAAUGCAGUGUCCUUGCGUUGGACAAAGCUGCCACCGGUGAGGCCUGCCACCCAUGGACAGGCUCCUGUAGUACCUUACAUGCGAUAUGGACACUCAACUGUCCUCAUUGACGACACAGUCUUUCUUUGGGGCGGGCGGAAUGACACAGAAGGGGCCUGCAACGUUCUCUAUGCCUUUGACGUCAAUACUCACAAGUGGUCCACACCCCGAGUGUCGGGAACAGUUCCUGGGGCCCGGGAUGGGCAUUCAGCCUGUGUCCUGGGCAAGACCAUGUACAUUUUUGGGGGCUACGAACAGCUGGCAGACUGUUUUUCCAAUGACAUUCACAAGCUAGAUACCAACACCAUGACAUGGACCCUUAUUGGUACAAAGGGUAACCCGGCACGCUGGAGGGACUUCCAUUCAGCCACCAUGCUGGGAAAUCACAUGUAUGUCUUUGGGGGUCGUGCCGACCGCUUUGGGCCAUUCCACUCCAACAAUGAGAUUUACUGCAACCGCAUCCGCGUCUUUGACACCAGGACCGAAGCCUGGCUGGACUGCCCACCCACCUCAGUGCUGCCUGAGGGACGCCGGAGCCACUCAGCGUUCGGAUAUAAUGGAGAGCUGUACAUCUUUGGGGGCUAUAAUGCAAGACUGAAUCGGCAUUUCCAUGACCUCUGGAAGUUUAACCCUGUGACCUUUACUUGGAAGAAGAUUGAACCAAAGGGGAAGGGGCCCUGUCCCCGGCGGCGCCAGUGUUGCUGUAUUGUUGGUGACAAAAUUGUCCUCUUUGGGGGUACCAGUCCUUCUCCUGAGGAGGGCCUGGGAGAUGAAUUUGACCUCAUAGAUCAUUCUGACUUGCACAUUUUGGACUUCAGCCCUAGUCUGAAGACCCUGUGCAAACUGGCCGUGAUUCAGUAUAACCUGGACCAGUCCUGUCUGCCCCAUGAUAUCAGGUGGGAGCUGAAUGCCAUGACCACCAACAGCAAUAUCAGUCGUCCCAUCGUCUCGUCCCAUGGGUAGGAGGAAGUUUUCUGCCAUCUCCCCACCUGAGCCUGCUGUUGUCUUCACUGCCCCUGACCAUCUCUCACCUGGCUGCUUCUUUGAAUCCUGGACUCCAUACACCUCCACGUGGAGUUGCUGGACUAGAGGUGUUUUCUGUGCUGUGAACUCAGUGGGGAGUCACUGGGGAGAGGGCUAGGUCUCUCCCCAUCUGGGGCCAAAGGCCUCUUCCCCUUGGUGCUGUGUCUCAUCUACACUUACUUCUCCAACUACUCCUGGGCCUCUCUGCUCUGCCCCUGGCCAGUCACCCUGGGAAGGGAAAAGAAAGGGGAUAAAGGCAAAGCAAGCAGUGGCUGACUGAGCCUCAGGAGCUUCCUCAAAUUCUUCCUCUCCCUCCCCCCCUGCCUGAUCCAUGUGAGCAUUGACUGGGAGCUGAGAGGAGUUGCAGCUAUUGGCAUGAAACCUCUUUCUCCCUCAGCUGGGGACCAGCAGAUAAUCCCACCCAUUUGCUGCCUGAGUUGUUGCUGUAACCUGAAGCUCAGCCAGCUCAGAUUUUGUAACAAUUAAAAACCUCAAACCGUG
Molecule: messenger RNA, 1998 nt
Organism: Elephantulus edwardii (Cape elephant shrew)
Lineage: Eukaryota; Metazoa; Chordata; Mammalia; Macroscelidea; Macroscelididae
Gene: KLHDC3
Product: kelch domain containing 3
Exons: 11
Coding region: 289-1437 (382 amino acids)
Cellular component (GO): cytoplasm
Molecular function (GO): protein binding; chromatin binding
Source: RefSeq, a predicted model, not a curated record